CCGGGGGAUCCUGGGACGAGGCUUUUCCGGAAGGACAGGCUCGGCGUCCGCGGCUAGGUUGGUGUUCCAGGCCCUGACCCAAGCCAGGCCCGUGUUCCAGGCCCUCGUCCCAAUACAGUCGCCGAGGCGGCGCUCUGGUGACCUCGGAGGGCGCAGCGGGCCGCUCGCUGAGGUGGCCGGCCUCGCCGCCUCGCGAGUCGCAGUCCGUGGCGGCGCCUCGCCCUCGGCCCGGAGCGGAACUGCUGGAGGAGCGGCAGCGCAGGCCUGACCAGGUGAACCGGGUCCUUAACCGCCUUCUGGUGAAUCAUCUGCAUAAUAAUCAGAUUUGAGGUCCGCAGCCCUCUGUGGUCCUGUUGUGGACCCGUUUUCGGUGGAUGACUGACCGGUGUGUUGUGAGGGGUGCCACGGGGACUGCUUGCCCCUGAAAAGGAAAGCGCGCUCUCCCGCUCCCCGGGCUGCCUCGUUUCCUUGAAAGCUUUCGGGUUCUCACUGCGGGCUCGGGCACCGAUCUGUGUGCCGGAGGAAGGCUUUCCCAUGAAAGUGUCUCUUGGUAACGGUGAAAUGGGCGUCUCCGCCCAUCUGCAGCCUUGCAAGGCAGGAACCACACGGUUUUUUACCAGCAAUACUCACAGCUCGGUGGUAUUGCAAGGCUUCGAUCAGCUUAGAAUAGAAGGCUUGCUUUGUGAUGUGACCCUGGUACCCGGUGACGGAGAUGAAAUCUUCCCCGUCCACAGAGCUAUGAUGGCGUCUGCCAGUGAUUAUUUCAAGGCGAUGUUCACAGGUGGAAUGAAAGAACAGGAUUUAAUGUGCAUUAAGCUUCAUGGAGUGAACAAGGUUGGCCUGAAGAAAAUAAUUGAUUUUAUUUAUACUGCAAAACUUUCCCUUAAUAUGGACAAUCUCCAGGACACACUUGAAGCUGCCAGCUUUUUACAAAUUUUACCUGUCUUGGACUUCUGUAAAGUAUUUCUUAUUUCAGGAGUCUCUUUAGAUAACUGUGUUGAAGUUGGACGAAUUGCUAACACCUACAAUCUUAUCGAAGUGGAUAAAUAUGUCAAUAAUUUCAUCCUGAAGAAUUUUCCUGCUUUACUGAGUACUGGGGAGUUUCUGAAGCUCCCCUUUGAACGGCUUGCCUUCGUGCUUUCUAGUAAUAGUCUUAAGCACUGUUCUGAACUUGAGCUCUUCAAGGCUGCCUGUCGCUGGCUAAGAUUGGAAGACCCUCGGAUGGAUUAUGCUGCAAAAUUAAUGAAGAACAUUCGAUUUCCAUUGAUGACACCCCAGGAUCUCAUCAAUUACGUGCAGACAGUAGAUUUCAUGAGAACAGACAAUACCUGUGUGAAUUUGCUUUUAGAAGCUAGCAAUUACCAAAUGAUGCCGUAUAUGCAGCCAGUGAUGCAGUCAGAUAGAACUGCCAUUCGAUCUGACUCAACACACCUGGUCACCUUAGGAGGAGUUUUGAGACAGCAGCUGGUUGUCAGUAAAGAAUUGCGGAUGUAUGAUGAAAGGGCACAAGAAUGGAGAUCUCUAGCCCCCAUGGAUGCUCCUCGAUACCAGCAUGGUAUUGCUGUCAUUGGAAACUUUCUUUAUGUAGUUGGUGGUCAAAGCAAUUAUGAUACGAAAGGAAAAACUGCUGUUGAUACAGUUUUCAGGUUUGAUCCUCGGUAUAAUAGGUGGAUGCAGGUUGCAUCACUAAAUGAAAAGCGCACAUUCUUUCACCUGAGUGCCCUCAAAGGACAUUUAUAUGCUGUUGGUGGGCGAAGUGCAGCUGGUGAACUGGCCACAGUAGAAUGUUACAACCCAAGGAUGAAUGAGUGGAGCUAUGUUGCAAAAAUGAGUGAACCCCACUAUGGCCAUGCUGGAACAGUGUAUGGGGGCCUAAUGUAUAUUUCAGGAGGAAUUACUCAUGACACCUUCCAGAAUGAGCUCAUGUGUUUUGACCCAGAUACAGACAAAUGGACACAGAAGGCUCCAAUGACGACAGUCAGAGGUCUGCACUGCAUGUGUACAGUUGGAGACAAGCUCUAUGUCAUUGGUGGCAAUCACUUCAGAGGAACAAGUGAUUAUGAUGAUGUUCUAAGCUGUGAAUACUAUUCGCCAACCCUUGACCAGUGGACACCAAUUGCUGCUAUGUUAAGAGGUCAAAGUGAUGUUGGAGUUGCCGUCUUUGAAAAUAAAAUCUAUGUUGUAGGUGGAUAUUCUUGGAAUAAUCGUUGUAUGGUAGAAAUUGUCCAGAAAUAUGACCCAGAAAAGGAUGAGUGGCAUAAAGUUUUUGACCUUCCAGAAUCACUUGGUGGCAUUCGGGCUUGUACUCUCACAGUUUUUCCACCUGAGGAAAACCCUGGAUCACCUUCUAGAGAAUCACCUCUUUCAGCACCUUCGGAUCAUUCUUAGGACUAAAAUGUAGUACCUUUGCAGUACAUCAUGGAUGAUCUCACACUUCCCCUUCAGUUGUAUCUUACAGUGAUUGGUACAGUUAUUAGAUAAAAUGGUAAUUGAUGUUAUUUGUCUUGUUUGGUUCUGUGUUUAUCAUAUGGUUAACAAAUGCAUUCUGAAAAUGUAUUCAACAUAGCCAGCUGUUUUAACAAAUGUAAAAAGAUAUGUAGAAAAAUGUUUGAGAUGUGUUUGUGCUGUUGUGUUAAGUCAAAUUGUAGGUGAUUGUAGUAAAUGUAUAAUUAUGUUCAUUAUGCUUCAGAGCUGCAAGUUUUCAUCUUUGACUUCAAAACAUCAAAGGGAGGCUGCCUGCCCUGACCUAAAAUAAACAAAAGGUCACCAAUAUUAUCACCUACCUCCCUUUUUUCGUAUAGUUUUUGGCAUCGUUGCCAAUUCACCUGAUUGAGUGCAUUGAGAAUAUGUGAAGUUUCUUAGAUAGGAGAAGUAAACAGUGUAGCCCUAAGUCAGGGUUUUGUAUCUCUCUCUGGAGAGAGGGAAGGGGAGAGAGAGAAUAUAAGUAUGUAUGUACAUACAUUACAUACAUGUGUAUAUACAUCCAUACACCCAUACACAUACACAUUUAAUUUUUAAAUUGAUUGGUAUUUCAGCUAUAGGGAAAUUGUUUUUAAAUUAAUUUUUUUUUCUUCUACCUAGCAGCUGUUUCUAUUCAAGUGGGAAUUCAGUACCAGAAAAUAAGUACAGAGUCAUACUAAAUUGAGACAGAUAAGGGCUACAACAUAUUAGGUUGACUACCAAAUCUGUCAUUUGGCUAAAUUGUUAUUUCAGAUAAAUCAUAUUACUUUUUCUGCUGUGUAUUGUUUUCUAUAGAGUUGCUUUUAUACAGGCUAUUUAGCAGAGUUCAGGCUUCUGAGAAUUGGUUUUGCUGAGUAAGUUUAAGUGAGCUCUGCUAUUCUGCCCUUUUGUUCAGUAAAACUUACAUGAGGAAAGCUAAGAAUGAAAUAUGCUGAACAAAGCUGUCGGAUUUUAAGUUCGGUCUCCCAACUUAGUCAUUCUAACAUGAUCGUUUGAUUUGUGGUGGUUGCUCUAGGCAGUGUAUGUCCUGAGCUUUGUGGGGUCUGCCUCAAGGCUGUGAUCUGAGCAAGCAGGAGAUAGACUCAGUUCUGUUUCAGAUCAGAAAAAUGUCCCUUUGUCUGUGUCUAAAGAACAGGACCAACUUCAGAUUCCCUAAGAAGCCAGUUACAGAAAGCCUAGGCCUGUCUGCUGAUUUUCAGACAGGUGCUAAAAUAGAUGUUCAGCCUCUGAAAUACCAGGGGCAUCCCUACUGGUUGAGAAUCAUAUGGGGAGAUCUUAAUGAGACCUUUUCAGCGAAUGGGAGUCAUAGGAGACUUUUGUAUGUAGUGAGUGAUUCUGGAGAGGUACUUUCCUGGAAUAAUUGCCUACCUGAAGAAAAAUUUACAUAGGCACAUUUACAUACAUAUAAAUAUAUCCUUACACUUAGGAAGUUGUCACAGUAUAAAUCAGGAAUGAUCUCUUCAUUGACAAUCCCAUAAUAAAACUCAGGAACCCAGACAAGAGGAAUUGGCUUCCAGGGAUCUGAACCUUACUGCCCAUACAAGUGUUGAUUGAUUUUAGUGCUUUUUAUGAUUUCUGCCUUGGCAGAAAAUUUCAUACUUUCUAUGUUUUUUUAAAUGAUUGAUUUUUUAUUACUAAAAAUAGCACAGUUGAGUACAUGUAGAAAAUAGAAAAAGUAGAAAUUGAUGUUAACUUUGUGCAUUAAAUAAGCAAGAAAUGGCAUCCCAAUCAUUUCUUUAUUAAUGAAGUUAAAUAUUUGUGUUUUUUGAGUAGCUCUGUUUCCUCUGAAUGUUCAUGUCCUUUCCUCUUGUGAUACCUAUUGGACUUGCUUUUUUUUUUUCAUACCAAGUUAUAGGAUCUCUUUAUAUAAUAAAUAUAAUUUAACUGGCA
This is a messenger RNA of Mustela lutreola (European mink), 4350 nucleotides long. It is a transcript of the gene KLHL9, whose product is annotated as kelch like family member 9. Gene Ontology annotation, biological process: regulation of cytokinesis; protein ubiquitination. Gene Ontology annotation, cellular component: Cul3-RING ubiquitin ligase complex. The record is from RefSeq and is a predicted model, not a curated record. The transcript has a single exon. The coding region runs from base 535 to 2388 and encodes 617 amino acids. Gene Ontology annotation, molecular function: ubiquitin-protein transferase activity; cullin family protein binding. Lineage: Eukaryota; Metazoa; Chordata; Mammalia; Carnivora; Mustelidae.